AUGAUUAUGGAUGAAGUCAAGAGGCAAGUGGCUAUGGCAAUGCAGGGCCAGAGGAACCACAAGGAAGCCUUGGAGGAGAUCCUCUUGGUGUCGGUGGAGGUUUUAGCGGGCAUCUUGGUGAUCCAGCACCUAGUUUGUUGCGUGCUUCAGUACCGGGCGGAGGGGGAGUCGCGAGACUCUGAGAUGAAGGGCAGCGUGGAGCUGCCACCGAUGCCAGAAGUGACAGCUGACAGUGCGGUUAGCUUCUCGGACUGGCUGUAUGAGACGGAGCAGGCAGUGGGAGGGCUGAGCGAUCGCGCGGCGAGCUGGUUCUCCAUGUGUCUGAAGUGUGCGAGGGAAAACUACGAAGUCUACCAGAUGAGCGAUCCCUGGGCUCGCUUGACUCUUGAGCCAAUGAGACCUCCCGAGCUCCAGGAUGAACGAUGGUCUCGCCUGGAGCGGCGUGUUCUCACGUUGCUUCUUGCAACGCUGCAGCGGCAAGCCAAGGAUGACGCUGUUACCCACCGCAUCUCGAAUGUCAGCGGCCUCCUUUUCAGACUACAUGUUCUUUAUGCUCCUGGAGGCAGCGCGGAACGAGGUGGCGUAGACACCUUCAACGAGCAGACGAGAUGCAUGAAGCCAUCCCUGCCGACGUUGGAGAAUGUCUUGAAGUACUACAACCACGUGCUCGCUGAACUUCAACAGGCGGCUCCGGCAAGAUCGCAGGGCUCCCAGGGUACCAAUGUGAAUCCAGAUGGGACGAAGUUGAAGGGCAUGAAUGCUACAACCAAUGGUGCUGGAACUGGAGAGUCGGGCUCUCCAUCACGGAGAGCUGGGGAUACUUCACCGGCAACUGGAAAGGUGCCGUCUCGUUUCUUUGCAUCAGACAAUGGAUGCACGAAGGGGCAGGCUUGCAAGUUCGACCACACCUUGCCCAACAAGGAGGCCAAGAAAAGCCGCUGUUGGUUUUGCGGCUCCACCAAGCAUGUUCAGAAGGAAUGCCCCGUGAAGUCUGGCAAACCAGUGUCUCCAACCAGGGGAAGGCCAACCACUACAUCUACGACCUCCUCUACUACCAACCCAACCUUGAAUCAGGUGACAGCGCAACAACAACAAGCCAUCAUGGAGUCAAUUCAGGCUGUCAUGGGAGCUGCGGCCACGUCAACGACAAGUGCGACACCGGGAACUUUGACGGCGGUGCCUACGGAGACUUCUACGGCAACUCCCAGCACUCCGGCGAUCCCGGUGACUUCAUCUGAUAUGUCUACGGCGUCUACGUUGGAUCACCCGGGCAACGAUGAAAGAACUCAGGAGAUUGGAGCUCUUCUACAACAAGCCAAUGCUAUGCUAAACAGACUGACCAGACUGCAGGCUUUGCAGGUGUCUUCAGACAGGACUUUGAAGGAGCUUGCGGCUCAGAUGGCUGGCUUGGGCUUUGCUGAGGAGGAGCGGAUGGCGCUGCUUGACAGUGAUGCCUCACACCCCUUUCGAGAGCGGGCUCUUCAUGAAACUGAUGGAGUACCAGUGCGCGUGGAACUUGCAGGAGGUCAGUCGGUGACUCUCAAGCAAAAUAAGGCUGGAACGCUGUUGCCAACAACGGAUGCUGAGAAUGCUCAGGACCUGUCAACGAUCCUUCCGAUGGGAGCCUUGGUCCAGACGUUGGGGUGCGAGUUGUCUUGGUCGAAGAAGAAUGGCCUGAGAAUAGUUCACCCACAGUUUGGGACUUUGAAAACGGUGGUGAGGGGCAAUUGCCCGUUGCUUGGCGAGACCCAGGCAUUGGACUUGAUCCACCAGCUCGAGCAGAAGAAGUUGCAGGAACUGAGAGAGGCCACGGCGGAGACCUUCCUGGGAACUUUGAGCCUUUCGGAGGUGAAGGAUUGGGACGAGAUGUUUGCCGCCUACGUGCAGAGCGGAAACAGGGCCCAUCUGCUGCAGGCGCUGGAGUCUCCCGGAUGCCCUCUCCAAGGACUUGACGAGUCGAUGAGGUCGAUGCUUGCAGUGGGUGUUGAUCUGAGUGAUGAGGCGGGAGCGAGAUACCUCAAGGCCCUUCCAAUCCGCAGCUCACAGAGGAAAUGCUUGCUGACAAAGAGAUGGAUGGUUCGAUUGUUUGAACGCGACAACGAAACUUCAGAAGAUUUGAAGAGAAUGGAGACCAACUCUGAGGUUUUGGUGAACUUCAAUCUGAACCGCAGCAAGAUGUUUAACCUCAAGGGUGACAGUGCAGCGUACAAGGCGUUGGUUUGGGCAGCGUGCAGGGGUCAGAUUGAAGGAGUUUGUGGUUCACCACCUAGCAAUUCCUGCUUGGAACUGUUCUCGCGCCAGCUGCUGAUUUGGAUGCUGGCCAAGGAGGGCGCUCGAGUGAAUCAUCGCGUCAGUCCGUACCUCGUUACUACCUCCAGUCCCACAUCAAGGAUGUGGACUACGACUGUGUGGCAAGGUUUUCAACGGGAGUACCAACUCCCAGCCUCUUAUGUCUCCCCUGAGGGUGCGAAUGAAGCCUACUGUCUGGCAACCAAUCUAAUACUUUCAGGAGGAGAUGAUCCAGGUUGGGGACCUCAGGUUGAUCCCACCAGCAGCUCGUCAAGGACAUGGUCAAGGAGUUUUGUGCGGAUGAUUGCCUCUGGAGUUGAGCGUUGGCGUAAGAGACCCGAGCCACUUGUCCUGUGCAGCGGAGCUGUUCCGGAUUCACCUUGGGGUCCUGAAGAAUUGCGGAAAUGGAGGCGACAUGUUGCCAACGGUCACCUUCCUUACAACAAGAGGUGCAGGACAUGUAUAGAGACGGCCGCCACGGGCCGGAGUCAUCGUCGAGUGAUUGCACCCAACUGCUACACGUUGGGAUUGGACCUGUGUGGACCUUUUCGGGUGCACGGCGAGACGGCGGAUGCGAAGGGAUACCGCUACGCUCUGGUGGGUGUCUACACGAUGCCGAAGCUCCAGGGCUUUCGCGACUACAAGAUCCCCGAAGAUGAAGAAGGAGAAGGGGAUGAUGGAUGUGGUGUUGGUGAGAUACCAGUUGAGGAGGAGCCUGAUUUUCUUGUUGAAGGCGACGAAGUGCAGCCUGAUGUUUCUCGAGAGGACCGAGAGGAAAUGGACAAGGCCAAUGCGGACUUCGCGAAGUUGUUCCGGGAGAUUGGGGACACUCUUGAGUACCAGAACCUUCACUACAUGAUCCCCCUUAAGUCUCGCAAGGCCCCGAAGGUUGAAGCGGCGAUCAGGUUGCUCUACGUUCAGAUCAGGUCGGAGGGCUUGUCAGUUCAACGAGUGCAUAGUGAUCGUGCGCGUGAGCUUAGAGGUCAUGGGAUUCGACAAUGGUUGCUCGAAAGGGAAGUGUACCCUACAACAGGAGAGGCGCAGGUACCCCAGAGCAACGGCAAGGCGGAGCAGGUUGUGAAGGCUUUGAAGCGAAGGGCUAAGACGCUUUUGCAGACCUCCUCGUUGCCACGGUCGUGUUGGCCGCUUGCUAUGGGACAUGCUGCAUGGGCGCAGAGAGAAACCGCCUUGGGACGUGGGGCACAAAUUGUGCCGUUCGGGGCUCCUGUGGCUAUCAAGGCUAAGGUCUUUGGCGUCGGGGGCAAGUUCGACUUGAAUAGCAAGUGGGAUAAUGGACAGUUUGUUGGACCGGCGACUGAGCUCAAGGGUGGCUUUGUGGUGAGGGAUUGCAAUGGACGGUACCUUACUACCAUGCACAUGAAGACCAAUCUUGUUGAUGUCGACAAGUACAUCAAGCCUGAAGGUGCUGAGGCGAUCCUCCCAGCUCCACUCUCGCGAGUGAAAACAAAAUCUACGAUCGCUCAAGGAGAUGAUGGAGAUAUGCCACUACCAACAAGAGAUUCCGAGUCUGGAGGUCCACCACUGGGUCCUGAAGGGGAAGUCGUAGUACCCAAGGUGGGAGAUAUGCCACUACCAACGAGAGAUUCCAAGUCUGGAGGUCCACCACUGGGUCCUGAAGGGGAAGUCGUAGCACCCGAACCGUUAGAGCGAGAAGGAUCUGGAGCAUAUGAUGUGAGCAGGGUACCAGGUCGUCGUAUCAGAGAAAAGUCACGACUGAUGGCUAUGCGUCCGUUGACUCUGUUGGAACAAGAGAUUGAGCAGAUGGCAGUGAACUAUGAUGUUGAUGAGCAGUAUGAUGAAGAGGCUGUUCUUCGGAUCUAUGAGAUGUUGGAGCGCACGCGGCUUCAAGGGUCUAAGGCGGUCAUAAGAAAAUCGACUACGAGUUCAACAUCAUGGACGACCGGAAUGUUCACCCAUGGUGGCGUUUCAGGCCUGAGAACAACGACUACGAGGCUUCCAUCGACUACGGCUUUCUUGGUGAAGGCGGCGAAGGAGUUGACUGGUAGUGACAAGUUUGCGGUUGUUGCCAUCACGCAUGGAGCCAAGCUUAGAGCUCAUCGGGGUUCUCACAAUGAAGCGGGUUCUGAGAAUGCGGUCAUUGCCCUGACAGAUUUCAACCGUGGAGGUAUAUGGAUCGAAGGUCGUGGAGUUGAGUGUCGAGAAGUCCUUCCUGGAAGAGUCGUUCAAGGUGGUGUUCAAGAUCUGGAGCUCGGAUCCCCAGUGUUUUUCAACCCGAGGAAAUGGCAUGAGACUCAGGACUUUGAGGGUGACCGUGUUGUGAUGAUGACGUAUACCCCGAGGACCACUAAGUUGAACAUGGAAGACAAGCAGAGACUACGAGAGCUUGGGUUCAAUGUCCCGGAACGAGAUCCUGGUCUUCAUGUUUCGUCGAAGGUGGAUGUUGCAUGGUGCAAGCAGCAGUUGGUUGUUGAGGCCGGCGAAGCUUUGGUGUCAUGCUCCCAACUUGAUCCUGAAGUGAGCGAAGAAGAUGUGUUAGAUGGUGCUCUACUUCGAACAAAUGAGUACCAACAACAGAUGCUUGAGGAGAUGUUGGACCGAUCAGCACUGCUUCAAGACCUACUUGAGGAGGAGGAGGAGGAACGAUUAGAUGACCUCAGGUCUACCCAGGUGGGAUGCUUGGAAACUGCUCGGCAAGCACAUGGUCAGAUCAUGCAAGUCCUUGACAAUUUGGCGGUGAAGAUCAAGAAGGAGACUCAACGACGUGAUGAGACUGAGAGUUACUACCUUCCUGCAAUCUCGCCUGAAUCAGUGGACCAGGACUAUGAGAAGUUGUUGGAAGGCCUUCAAGAAGAUCUUCAAGUGACUCACACGGUGCCUUUGUGUCAAGUGAAGCCAGUUGCUGAAAAAUGGGGGGCAGCAAUCCAAAAGGAAAUCUCCAACCUCUUCAACACUGGGACCCUCAAAAGGGUCAAGAUGUCACAAGCGCGAAGAAUGGAAGCAGAAGGGCGACUACGACUUGUCCCCGGCAAAGGAGUUCGCACAAUCAAGCCUCCAGCCGAGAAAGGGCACGGUUUCAAGAGAAAAUACAGACUUGUUCUCUGCGGGAACUUUGUGGAUCCCAGUGAGUCCCAAGGUUCCCUCUAUGCCGGGGGAGUUGGAGCAGAGAGCCUUCGAACUUUGUUGGCUGCUACGACAAGCUUGGGCUGGCUGGGUGCAACAACAGACAUCGUUUCCGCUUUCAUUCAAGCAGAAUGGCCAGAAGGACUUCCAAUGUAUGCGGUGGUGCCACCUCGUCUACUACUACAAGAAUUGGAGUACGCAGAAGAUGGAGAGGCUUGGCUGGUAUGCCGUCCACUUUACGGACUGCGAGAGUCACCAUCCAUAUGGGCCAACUAUCGCAAUGAACGGUUGAGGACUUUGAAGAUUCCGUAUGUUGAUGGUUUCAUCACGCUACAGCAGUCAAAAACAGACUCUGAGUUGUGGUAUGCAGUAGAUCAAGGUGGAGACUUGCAAGUGCGUGGUUCUCUACUUGCGCUUAUCAUCACCUACGUGGACGACCUGUUCUACAUGGGCCCUGAGAAGAUUGUGAAGAUUCUCCACGAGUGGGUGCAUGAUCAAUGGCCGUGCUCUGAACUACAAUGGGCUUCUGUUUCUCCUGGAGUUCGGUACCUUGGAAUGGAGAUUUUCCAGAGGGAGACGGGAGAGUAUGAGGUGACCCAGAACGGUUAUAUCAUGGAUUUGAUUCGAGGGCACGACAUGUUGGAGGCUCCUCAGACUCUUCCUUGCCCGAAGGAGUGGAUUACAGACAAUGUGGACACGGAGGCCGAGGAGUUCAGUGAAGCAGACCUACGGUUGGCCCAACGGUUAGUUGGUGAGCAACUAUGGCUAGCAAUGCGUUGCCGUCCAGAUGUUCACUUCACGGUAAGCUACAUGGCCAGUUGGGUUGCAAGGCAUCCAAGGCGAGUGACCAAGAUUGCCUACAGGAUGUUGGCCUACUUGCACAAGACGGCGGGCAUGAGAAUGGUCCUUGUCGUUUGGAGCAUCCCUCAUUUCAUUACAGUGGAAGAUUCGCCCGUUAGCUGGCGCUGCGGAAAACAAACAUUCGUUAUGCUUUCGAUCAUGGAGUCGGAGCUCUAUCAAGCCACGGAGGCCGCUGUUCUUCUGGAAAAUGUGGGUGUGCUUUUGGACGAGCUAGCGCAGUUUGUGGUGCCUCGAACGCUGUGUGUUGACAAUUCUGCGGCUACAGCAAUGAUUCUUGGAGGACCGGGGAGUUGGCGCACAAGGCACUUAAAGGUCCGUUCAGCCUACUUGAUCCAGAGGGUGCAAGAAAAGAAGCUCCAUGUGGAACAUGUGGAUGGGGUGAAGCAACGAGCGGACCUGUCGACUAAGGUUCAUUCGAAGGCCAGGUUGUAUGCUUUGCUGAAGCUGUGGAGGUUCGAGCAAUUCCCACAAGAAGCAGCAACGGCUACGGAUACCGAAGACGCUAAGGAUUCUGUGAAAAUUGCUGGUGUUGAUGAGUUGGUGUUCGUAACGAUUCUGGCAUGUGCGGCUGCUAUUUUGGCAUGGGAGAUUGUGAAGGCGGUGGGCAAGCAGUUGUGGAUUUGCUUCUGUCGUCCAGUACGUGGUCGGAAGGCUAAGAAGCUCAGGGACCUUGCAAGGGCUGCAGCAGAGGCUGAAGUCGACAAGGCCCUGAGUCCUGAACCUAAGGCGGUAGCGAGGCAAUCUACAUUGGGUGCUAUGUCAAGCACUGCAUGGUUUCCUUCCUCCCUGGAAGUGCGGCAACGAUCAAUUGCGACACAGACUGAGGACUGGAUAAGAGUGUCAGCACCUGUGGUGGUGACGCUUCCGCGCCAAGUGAGAUCGACGAUCCAAGACGACGAUUGGUACGUGCACUUUGAUGGUCCCUUCUUUCGCUCAGAGUAUGGUGAUACUGUGCAUGUGAAUCCAAACUGCAACAUCCCCUUUACCAGAAGGGAGCUCAUGACGGAUCUGCCAGACGAACUCUCCGUUUUGAGAACACGAGGCUCGGUUGGCAAAGAGGGCGGCAGCGAGAUCAGGGCAGCUGAGAUGGCUGGCGUGGCCGCGGAAGGAAAUGCAGCCGCUCAUGCGGCGACUCCAGUGCCAGAUGACGAUGAUCUGCAAGAGCCUCCAGACCCGUGGAGGGACUAUGUUGCAGGUCGCACGGACGACCAACCUCCGCCUCCCGGCUUCAGCCCAGCACGGCGACGGACCCAGGACCCCGGCAGCGAUCAUUUGGCUGGCUUCGAGGAGUUUCUUCGGAGACGGGGUGCUUUGACAAGGCAAGCGAGGCGACGCGCCGUGGAUGAUGACGACGAUGGCGAGGAGGAGACCGGAGGCAGCCGGUCCAAUGCUGGACCCCCGCCACAGUGGGACGGAACCACGGCCUUCCGGGACUAUGAGAUCCGUGCCAGACUCUGGUUGGCCACCACCAAGGUGAAGGCAAAGGCCAGGGGCCCAUCCCUCCUUCGGAACUUGUCGGGGACGCCUUUCGGCGACUUGAAGCACUUAGCGAAGGACGAAGCUUGGAUGCAAAGCGAUGACAACGGGAACAAGUUGAUUCAGAUGAUGAACACGAAGGAGUUGUAUGGAGAGGAUGAACGUGAAGAGAUGAUCAACACCCUGGUCAAGGUGACGUACACCUUGAGGCGUGGCAAGAGCGAAGGGUACAAGACCUUCUUCGCCCGGUGGGACAAUGCGGUCCGGAAGCUUGGCGAGCACAAGGUGGACUUGCCUCAAGAGUACCUGGGCUUCUUGUUAGUCAUGGCGCUCCAGGUGACGCCGGACGAGGUGAAGCUCAUGAUGAACUACACCCAGGGGAAGCUCACGCAGAAGGCCGUCAAGGAAUGGAUCCGCGUUCAAGAAGCAGACCUGGCUUGGAAUGCUUCUGGACAGAAGCCGAAGAAGGUGGAGUCCAUCAUGAUGAUGGACGAGGCGACCGAGUCCUACGUGGAGACGGUGGACGAGGACGAGCCGGAGGAGGAAAACCUGGAGGUCCUACUGAAUGCCCUCGGUGACCUGGACAACGGGGUCGAGGGCGAGUCUACGGCAGCUUCCGACGUGUUCGACGAGGAGGAGGCUAAGGAGAUCCUGGCCACCAUGGUGAAGGAGUACAGCAAGGGCGGGUUCCGGCGAUCCUUUAAGGCAGUGAAUGAUGCCAAGCGGGCCAAGGGCUUGGCCAGAGGCUAUGGAGCCCAGAAGGACCCGAGCGGGAGGUUUGGCCCAGCCAAGGGCCAGGAGCCAGCCCUCAAGAAGAAGACCCGGUGUGCAAAUUGCAGACAGAUUGGCCACUGGCACCGGGAAUGCCCAAAUCCCCAGAAGCCGAAGGACGCCCACUACCUGGAGAACGGCUCUGAAGAGGUGCUCUUCCUCCACUACCUGGACUUCCUGGACUCCAAGAAGGAGCAGGGAUCUGCACCAGACCGGAUGAUGAUGAUGUGGCCGAGCAGCAACAUCGGCCCAACGCCACAGCAAACUUUGCUAGCCAGCCUCCAAGCUCUCACGCGACCUCCGUGCAAGAUGCAGCCCCGCACCAAGCGCACCCGGGAGGAGAAAGCCUACAAGCGCCAGUUCCACUGGCGCCGGAUGGUCUUGUGGAUCUUCACGGUGGUGGUGAACUCCGUCUACCGGAUGGUGGCCGGACAGCUAGACCUACAGCUCGACCGCCGGGAGCAGAUGGUCGAGACGCUGCGCGGCAUGAACACGGAGGAGCUGGAGGAGGCCCAGAUGACGGUCGAAAGUGCCAUCCUGACGGCAAGCCACCAGGAGGACAAAUGGUCGGUGGUGGAACCGGGAACUCUGCCGAGCCCCCGGAAGCGUCCCAUGAUGGAGGAGGAAACCGGAAGCAUGUCCUGGGACGAGUUCGCCCCGACCCAGGUGAACCUCUGCCAUUGCAACCUGGAGACGGUGAUGCUGAGGACCAAGAAGCGCCGCCCCAAACCUCCAUCGACUCUUCUGAAAGUGCCCUCGCUUCGCCGACCCUGGGAGCCGAUGCGAAUUUUGGGAGAGCGACGCGAACCAGGACAUGUGGCAGCCAACCCGGAGGAAUGGACCUUCACCUUCCGAGCCGGUCAACGCGCCGAUCAAUGCCAGAUCUCCGGCGCCUUCCUCAGUGAGCUUGGGAUGGAGCACAAUGAGAGCCCCAUCUUCUCCGGGAAUGAGCAGCCUGGGAAGCUACCAGGGGAACGGCUACAUCCUGGCGGACCCGGCGGAGGUCCCAUGUGGCUGCGCCAAUCCAGUUCGGGUCGGCACUGGGUUCAAUGCUUGGGUGACCCAGAUCAAGUGCGGACAGUGCGGCAAGGUGAUGCUACGCAAGGCGACGGUGAAGGCCAAGGAGCACUACGCGAAGACCAACCGGGAGCCGCCCACUCCCAAUACCUUGCCUCCGACGCCACCGCUGCCGAGCGGAGGGUCCACUACGAAGCUGACGGGAACUCCUCUCAACAAGCACCUCUUCUUCGGGCCGAACCUGGGGAGCAGUUCGAGCGAGGUCUCGAAGAAGAACGGGAGAUGAAACUACCCAUCGAAGGAGCCGAACAGCCACGAGAGAAGCGCAGCCGCAUCGAGUUGCUAGAGAUCUACCACAUGGACUUGACCACCCUGGCAAAUCAAAGGCAGAAGAAGGAAGCACGGCCAAAAGACUUCGUGGGUCAAGACCGUGAACGACUUGAUCGGGCGAUCCUCAAGGAGAUAAACAAUAACCUCGAGACCGGCGCCUACAAGAUCCUCACGCCCAAGGAGUCCUACGACAUCCUUCGGAACAAGCCCGAGAAGGUCAUGGAAAGCCGGUAUGUUCUAACGAAGAAACCACUGGAACCCUCGGACGUGCCGAAGGCACAGGCGGAGGGACUACUACUUGACGAUCAACAGCAUGGACCCGUCAAGGCCAAAUGCCGGCACGUGAUGAAGGGCUUCUCCGAGGAGUCGGCGCUGGACGUGGAGAGUACGACUCCCCAGGUCAACCGGGACUCCGUUAUAUUUAUAACUGGCGAGUAUGAGAUGGACCAGAUCCUGAAACUCCUCAAGACCUGUUACGGCUUAACGGACGGGCCCUAUGCUUGGUACCAGCACUUUUGCCGGCGACUAUGCGAAAUGGGUUACCAGACCAGCCGGUCCGACCCCUGCGUGUUCUUCCUGCAUGGUCCUACGGACAAGGAGGGCGGACGCAAGCUGGAAGGAGUCAUUGGUCUGGCCACCAAUGACAUGCUUCACGGAGGAGAUCAACGACACUGGGACAACAUCGAGAAGAUUGCUACGGAGUACAAACUUGGGAAAAACCAGAAGGGGGAGUUCUAUGUCAAGGAGAAGGCCGAGAAGAUCAACAUCCCGAGGAAGAGAAAGCAGCAGCGGUUCUCCCGCCGCACGGCGGAAGAAGUGGAACAACUACGAAGUCAACUAGGAGUUCUUUCCUGGUUGGCUAAGGAAACGCGGUGCGAUAUUGCUGGAAGAGUUUGUCUACUUCAACAAUGUUUUCCGGAGCCGAAGGUAUCAGAUCUUAUUGAAUGCAACAAGAUCCUGGACGAGGCAAUCCAACACUGCCCCCUCGGCAUCAAAGUGAUGCCGAUCGACUGGAAGAAUCUACGGGUUUCGGUUGUGACGGACGCUGCUUGGGGGAACUCGCGAGAGCAAAUCUGGAUCGAGAACUCCGAGGAAGACUUUUGGGAAGAGACGGACAAGGAGUGGGUACGACACCAUAAGGCGCCGAGACGGACAAGCUUCCAUCCAGGCGCUGCUCAAGGAGGCCCAAACCUACACCAUAUCUCGGCCCACCGAAGGAGCGAGAUGUUCAUCAACCAGGAGCAGGCCGGGAUCAAGACCAAGGUCGCCGAAGACACCUGGAACAACGACCGAGGAAUACGAGUCCUCAACGAGGACCCGUGGUGCGGUGUUACGAGGUUUCGUAAGUGCUCCAGCGAGGAGCCAGCUGUCCAAAAGAUCCACUCAAGCCUGCAGCAGCUGCAGAACUUGAGUAGUCAAGGAGGGCAGAUCAUCUUGUAUCACGACAAGGCCUUAGCAGAAGGAGGCAUGGAAGCACAGGCGACGUUGGCACCGUGGAAGAGUUUCCGCUUAAAGCGGAAGACCGUGGACACCUUGGCGGCGGAGGGUCAGUCGCUUCAGUCAGGGAUCGGAUCGAUCCACUGGCAUCGGCUGCUGUUCCUGGAGGCGUUCUACGGAAUGAUGUCUACCGAACGAUGGAGAGAAGAAUCCAAAAGGAUUCCCUUCUUGGCGGCAGUAGACUCCAAGAAUCUCUACGAUGCCGCCAACAAGUGUACAAGUACUACAGCCUACAUCAGCGACAAGAGGACAGCGAUCGACCUCGCCGUCAUCAAGGCGGACUUGCUCGAGACGAAUGGUACCAUCCGCUGGAUUGAUACCCGGGCCAUGAGAGCGGACCCGCUUACCAAGGCCCAUCCAGCUACGUACCUCCGAUACGUCAUGUCCGUUGGAAAAUGGUCAAUCGUCGAAGAAGGAACUGCCUUACAACAAAAGGUCCUGUUGGAGGGCGAACUCGGCCGAAGUUACAACGACCUGCUCCAGCGAUAA
This is a messenger RNA of Symbiodinium sp. CCMP2592, 11832 nucleotides long. The record is from the annotation of a GenBank genome assembly. NCBI's taxonomy places the organism in Eukaryota, Dinophyceae, Suessiales, Symbiodiniaceae.